Linum trigynum is the source of this 3322-nucleotide messenger RNA. NCBI's taxonomy places the organism in Eukaryota, Viridiplantae, Streptophyta, Magnoliopsida, Malpighiales, Linaceae. The record is from the annotation of a GenBank genome assembly.
CACUAAUCCAUCCCUUAAUUGGUAAUGAUCUUGGUAAUGAUCACAUAUCCACAUCCAACUUUAAGAAUGGAUGGUAUAGAAAUAAUGAGGGAGGGGGAGGGGGAAUGAAGUUGAUCGUUUUGGAUUAGUUUGUAAUUAACAGUUACUUAAUUAUCGUUAAUUACAAACUGGGUCAUUGCUUUGGAUCUAAACUGAUUCGGCUGUGUAUAAAUAUAGACAGGUCGAACUCUAUUUGUUGAUUUUCUAUACUUCUUGCUGCAAACUAAUAUUAUUGACUUUGAGAGAGCCCCUCUCUCACUCUAUGAACUAGUCUUAGCGAUACUCACUAAGAAAAUCACGUAAAUAUUGUGCAUUUUCUUUUUGUUAUGUUUAGUUUGACGUGCUAUCAUAGUUUGGUUUUCUUACGCAACAAUAUAACAUCCUCCACAUUAUUAUUAAAAAUCUCACACCCCUCCUUGUAUUUUCCAAUUCUUGUGUUUUGUCCUCAAAACUCACAAACGUAGAAAAUUUAAACUUAAAACCCACAAUUUUCAAUUUUUUCGCCCAAACCAACACACGAGUGUGACAAUUAAUUAGGAGGGGAAAAAAAAAAGAGAGAAAUAAAGGGUACACUUUCACUAUACGCUCACUACUGCACUCCAGAGGAAGGAAUGUUUUACUCAAAGUACGUACUUUGGCUAAAAUUAAAAUAUCUAAUUUACCAUGGGAAAAUCAAUUUUGGGGUUGCCGUCGGAAAUAUUAAUACACACCAGCAGGAUGAGGGACACGUGUAGUGCUGCAAAAGAAGAAGCAGAAGUGGGACGGCCCGCCGUAAGUAAGAAGUUAAAAGGAUAAAUCGGGAAAUCAAUUUCAACCUAAACAUUAAUUAAAAGGAAAUCGUGUUGGCUACACUUUUGGUGUCCGUUCGUCAACGUAGUGCACCUUUUUCCCCUCUCGCUCUCGCUCUCGCUGUCUUAUUAUAUCUUCCAUCUUUCCUCCAUUUGUAGAGUCUUUUUUCCGUCACAAAGCUUCCCUCGCAAUAAUCCCCUUUCUGCACAUAUCUUCUUUCAUUAUUACUAAAAAUCUAAUUCAUAUAAAUACCGCCGAAUACGCUGCAGCAGCUUCUCCGAGAAAAGCGCGACAUGUCCCACCAAAAACACGAAGGAGAAGAAGAAGGCCAGCCGGCGGGGAUUCCGGAGAAGAAAGAAGGAGAUGAUGAUGAGGAGGAGGAGGAGGAAGGGUUCCGAACUCCGACAACAAGGCUGAUAAGGGCCCAAAGCUGUCCGCCGACACCGAGAAAGGAGAAGAAACCGGCACCUGGUAACAGGAAGAGGAAGCUUCCGCCGGACGAUCAGUUCUUCGAGAACGUGAACCGGGAAGAGGUAGACUCUUUCUUCCGAUCAGCAACUAAUUUUACUUCAACCUCUACACCUCCUCCUCCUCCUCCGCCGGCUGCCGCCGCCGAAACGGAAGCUAGCAGCAGUACGAGAAAUGAUCGGCGGGUGAGAAGGAAGCGCCGCCAUAGUUUCUAGCUAAAUUAAUCAUGAUCAUUAUAAUUGAUUAUACAAUUUCUCUUCAUCAACACUUGAACAUGAGUAGUAGUGCUGUAGUCUUAAUCUGAUCUGCCCCCUACUGAUGAUGAUGAUUCUUUGUUUCUGUAAACCUUCUAUGUAAAUUGUAUCCGAUUACGGCUAGAAUUACCACAAAUGAAUUAUUGUAUCUGUGCAAAAUGAACAUCAAUUACUACUACUGGCAAGAAGAAAAGGAAAAAAAAAAAAGGAUUAUUCAUUUUGAUAAUUGGAUUCCUCUUCUUACUUGAUUGACAUGCUGCAUUGGAUUCCUUCUCUAUGCUUCUCAUAUUCACAAAUAAUAUAUAUUAUACCCAUUUUCCUCGUAGUGGAUAAUUAAUGACAAAGUUUUGAGUGAAUUUCAGUUUCAUUUGAAUUUGUUUAUAUAUACCUCUUGCAUUUGCAUGUGGUUAGUUUAGUUAGUUAGGCGCAAGGGGAAGGUAAUUAGUGCAUUUGUUAGGUGAAAUCUAUCCAACUAGUACAAUUUGGUGAGUCUGAGAGGGGGAAGUCAAAUUGUAAUUGAUGAUGAUGAGCACCUACAAGCUACAAGUAAGUAAUGGGUCUUAAAUUGGUAAGUUUCAACAAUAUAUAGCUAGGAAGUUAAUGAGUUUGGUUAGUAGUGCUCUCUUCCUACCUUAUUAUCAAUGGAGUUUGACAUGAACAUCUCAGCGAUGAUCAAAUGUUCAGUUCUACCACUAGUUAAGAGCAAUCCAUGCAUGGAGAAGAAGAAGAAGAAGAAAAAAAAAAAAAAAAGAACCAGGCUCCACGCAUUCCAUAUCACUUAUGGGUUACGUUAAUAGAUUUACAAAGCUGAACAUAGCUCGUUAAUUCCAUUAUACUUUAAAGUACAAUUUAAAGUUGUACCAUAACGUUAAAUGUACAAAUUGAAGUAAGAGAAUUUGACAUUUAUGUAAUGAUACAAUUUCAAGUUGUCAAGUUGUACCAUAACAUAAAACUAUUAACUUUAGUUUGUACCAUGUAGGAAUUUUACAAAAAAGUGUAGGUACAAAUUAAAAUUGUACCAUAACGUUAAAUGUACAAUUUCAAAUUGUAAAAAAAAAAAAACUAAAAGUACCAAUGUUUUAAAAUCGAUCGAAGACGUUAGAGAGUUUGUUAAGAAAUGAAUGACUAGAUGGUGAGAUCUAUCUGUCCCUCAUAUAAAGAACGAAUUCUCGUUAAGGAUGGGUCAGUAUUGAUUUCGGGUUAUGAUGAGUGUACAAUUCGUCAGUCAGCUCGACAUUCGUAGCCCAACACUCGCUACCGUGAUUAUGAGGAAUAAUUAGCCCAGCCCAUCAAGAGCAAGGCCUUAAGCCACGUAGCAAGUUUGUUAGAGUUAGUGGUGCAAGUUGUUAUAGUUAGUGGUGAGUUAUGAAUAAGCAUCUCCAUGUUUAGUGGAGAAAGUGUAGCAGCAGUAGAGGAGAUCAUGGAGUUAGUUCCACAAAGUUAGGCUUUACAUUUUAGAAACGUUGGUGUAUUUAGGUUGAGAAGGAUAUGAAUAAUGGUAAGCAGAAUUUUAGCAAAAAAACCCCCUGGUCAUUUCUCGCCAAGAAAGGAGAAAACUGGUUCAAUCCCACCAAGAAAAGGGAUCCAUUAACUCAUACGAUUUCAACACGUAUAAGGUUAUUGGAUUAUCUCUAUUUGAGUUACUUAAGUGUAUGAAUCACCUCAUAUGUAGUAAUUGAUCCAAUAUUUGGGUUAAUUUUUCUCUUGGCCAAACUACAAAGGAGGUUAACGGUAGGAAUUGGAGGGAAUAUCAAUGAAACUAAUACAAUUAG